Capronia coronata CBS 617.96 is the source of this 1236-nucleotide messenger RNA. RefSeq lists its product as uncharacterized. The coding region runs from base 1 to 1236 and encodes 411 amino acids. The record is from RefSeq and is a predicted model, not a curated record. Gene Ontology annotation, molecular function: O-methyltransferase activity. The transcript is spliced from 3 exons. NCBI's taxonomy places the organism in Eukaryota, Fungi, Ascomycota, Eurotiomycetes, Chaetothyriales, Herpotrichiellaceae.
AUGACCGAUCCUUCGCUCACUUCGCUUGUAGCCGAGCUCUCCAAGCUCGCUGCAGAGUAUGUCCCUUCCGAUGGACACGAUGCCGCAUCCCAAGCUCCCAAGCUGGCACUGGUCAAUCUGAGCAAGAAGAUCAUGUACUCACUCAUGGAUCCUGGAAUGAUGGUACAGGCACAUUCUCUGCAGAUGGCCGAGAUGGUCUGCAUCCGGACGCUGCUGGACCUCAAGGUGUUUGAGAAGAUGUCCAGCGAGGAAGAGGGCAAGACGAUCACGGCAAAGGAGUUGAGUGAAAGGUCUGGUGUACAAGAUACACUCCUUGAAAGACUUCUCCGUCCUCUCGUGGCGUCAGGCUUCAUCACCCAGUCUCCAGACGACGGCUCGUACGGCUCGACGCGAUUCUCGCAGGCCUACACAUCCUUCCCCGGUCUGUUCUUCACUCUGAUGUUCGACCACUUUCUGCAACCAAUGACCGAUCUGCCAAAGUACCUCCAGAAGCACGGCGCCGUGGAACCGACCUCCUUCUACGUCAACCCGUAUUCCGACUACCACAACGCGAGCGAUUCCGGAAUGACGACCUGGGAGAUCAUGUCCAAGGACCCGGAGAAACUCAAGACGUUCCAGAUCGGCCUGACCACGGGGGACGCCAUGGUCCCGGUCACGGGCUACUACGACUUCAACCAGCUGGCGCUGACGCCCGCGGAGUUGGAAAAGACUCCCGACCGAGUCAGCCUCAUCGACAUAGGCGGCGGGGUCGGAAAUGUCGUCAAGCGGAUCUUGGAUGCCUACAAGGACCUCAAUCCCGAGAAUGUAGUGUUGCAGGACCAAGAGAACAUUAUCGACAUGGCGAGCAAGGAGAAGAUUGCUCCCCACGGAGUGCAGUUGAUGAAACAUGAUUUCUGGGGGCCGCAGCCUGUCAAAGGUGCCAAAGCAUAUUAUUUCCGCCGCGUCUUCCACGACUACAGCGACGAGCUCUGCGCCAAAGCACUCAACCAAAUCAUCCCCGUCAUGGCUCCGGACUCGCACAUCCUCAUCGCCGACAUGCUUCUCCCGGAAAUCAUGACGGACAAGGAGGCGCACACGGCCGCCCUCGACGUCGCUUGCAUGGUCAUGGGCGGCAAGGAGAGGACCGAAGAGGACUUUCGACGCCUGUUCGACAGUGUUGGCCUGGAGGUCGUGGCGAUCCAUCGUGCUCCAGGGGCGGCGGCGGGAGUUGUGGAAGGGAAGCUGAAGACGGAAUAG